AUGUGUCAUGAAGUGGUCCUCCUCCUCAAAGGCCAGGCUCACGUAGGGGACAAGAAGCUUCCUUUGAGCAGUGCUUCCUGUGAGCCCAGUGCCUUCUCCUGGUCCCCCUGGGGUGUGGCUCUGGGGCACUGUGCCCUGGUCAUCAGUGAUGUCCCCGUGUACUGCCUUCUGAAUGCCCUUGACCGUGCAGAGCACAGUUUUAUUUCAGUGUUUCCCUCCCUUCUCCUGGAGACUGGGGCAGGGGGGUGCAGGUGGGGUGCCACUCUCCUGCUUGUACUCAUUCCCCCCCACAGUUUGGGCUGCCUAAUGAUCAUGGGGGCCUGCCAGAACUCUGCCCCUUCCUGGGCCCUGGCGCCUUGCUGGCCAGCAUGUGACUGUGGUUGCUGUGACACCACAGCCCCAAGCAAGGUUCACCAGGCUGGGGCUUCGUUUGCUGGCUCUGGGGCCCUGUUUUCUAAGAGCUACUUACCUGAUCCUCCCUGA
Molecule: messenger RNA, 483 nt
Organism: Rangifer tarandus platyrhynchus (Svalbard reindeer)
Lineage: Eukaryota; Metazoa; Chordata; Mammalia; Artiodactyla; Cervidae
Source: the annotation of a GenBank genome assembly